GUAAAUCAAGUAAGAAAUCUUCAUUUAUAGACCCUUAUAAUUAAAUUAGAAUAACAGAAAACAAUUCAUACAGAUUCAUGUAUAGGGUAGAUUCGGUCUACGAAAUAUAUAAUUACUUCAAAGUAAAACGGUAUAACAAGUAAGAAAUCUUCAGAUCCUUAUAAUUUAAUUAGAAUAACAGAUGACAAACGUUUCACUUCACAUUUUCUCACUAUAAGUAACCCUCUCCUUACAUCCACAAUUUCACCAUCUCCCAAGUCACCACUCUUUAAUUUUCACGAACUUGAAUUUUUUUUUUUCUCAUCUUAACCAAAAACAAAGAUGAAGCUCAUGGUUGUACAAUUCUGCAUAAUCUUUUUUCUCCUCACAUCUUCAUUUUUUGUACCUUCAACCGCUGAUUCGUCAUGUGGUGGAAAGUGCAACGUGAGAUGCUCAAAGGCAUCACAACAUGAAGAGUGCCUCAAGUAUUGCAAUAUAUGUUGCGAGAAGUGUAAUGGUUGUGUUCCCUCUGGUACUUAUGGAAACAAAGACGAAUGCCCUUGUUACCGUGAUAUUAAAAACUCCAAAGGCGGCCCCAAGUGUCCUUGAACAUGUUUUUAAAGAUCAUCAACACACACAUGCUAUUAAUAUUUAUAUGUAUGAAAGAUCUUAGUAACAACUAUGUUUGACGGAUGAAAUAAUAUUUGAGCUAAAUUACAAAAUAAUAAUAAAGAUAAUAAUAAUAAUAAUAAUUGAGCUUAAAGAUUGAAGUGUUCGAUGCAUGAAAACUAUGAUAGAAAAAAAAACGAAAUACUUUAAAAACAAAUAUUAUGACCGAGGCCGAAUGUAGGCCGCUACGGAUACUCGCCGCUAGUUUUGAUCCACCUCGGUGGGGGACUGGAUACACCGGUUUAUUCAGAAAAAAAUAAUAUGUAUUAUGAUAUGGGUAUGUUGCUCAUGAAAGGUAGGAUCGUUCACCAGAGCUAUGAUAGAUUAGAGGAGACAUGAUGUCUCAAAGGAGCCACAAAAGCUUAGAUGAGAGAGACAUGAUCGUUCAAAAGAAUAAAAUCUUGUAAACUUCACCAUAACUUCACCAUAUCUAACUUUUAUUGUACUCUAAGCAGUUUCUGUCAUCUCUAACGUGUAUCUCUAAUCGAAUUGUUGAACACAUUAAGAACAGAUCAUGUCAAGGUUUAUUUUUCUUAGCUUUGUUUAUAUUGAAACCCCAACUUGUGGCGAGGUAGAAUGAGGCACCAUCGCGCAAAGUCUAGUAAAUCUGAUUCUUGCUUUUGUAUACUUCUUGGUGAAUCAUGUUUGUCUUUAUAACUUUUCUUUUGCUUUAGAGUCCAAUGAAAACACAAAGAAGCGAAAUCUAAAACAAGAAAAUGACCAUGAUAUAUAAAGAGAGAAUCCUUCUACAAACGAAACGAGAACGGUACAUCGUAGGCAAGCCAGAUGAUACAUAAAGAGUCAAAACCAGCAACAAACCCACCUACAAAUUCUGAUAAGCAAAAACUCAAAGCAAAGAGAGAGGCCUAUUGCUUCUUUAACUAGAGAAUGGGUCUUCUGAGCCACUCUCUGCUUUCUUUUGGUGGUUGAAACAAAUUAAGCCUCAACGCUCACAAGCUCAUACUCGAUGAGGGAAAGAUUGUU
Messenger RNA from Brassica napus (rape), 1632 nucleotides. Its product is annotated as gibberellin-regulated protein 8-like. The transcript has 2 exons. The coding region runs from base 322 to 588 and encodes 88 amino acids. NCBI's taxonomy places the organism in Eukaryota, Viridiplantae, Streptophyta, Magnoliopsida, Brassicales, Brassicaceae. The record is from RefSeq and is a predicted model, not a curated record.